Molecule: messenger RNA, 1353 nt
Organism: Rotaria sp. Silwood2
Lineage: Eukaryota; Metazoa; Rotifera; Eurotatoria; Philodinida; Philodinidae
Source: the annotation of a GenBank genome assembly
AUGCUUAUUUAUUCAGGCUAUGUUUAUCGACUAAAAAAGUCCACAAAAAAUGUUAAGUACUGGGUUUGUCAAUCAAAUAGCUGUGCAGCGAAUGUUCAUACCAAUGCAAGUGAUCAAUUCGUUAAAGCUAAUGGGCAACAUCAACAUUUGCCUGCACCCGAACGUAUUGAACUUCGAGAUCUGAAAAACAAGGUAAAGGAGAGAGUGAGGACUGAAGCGACUUCAGUGCCCAAAAUUUAUGAAGAAGAAUUAGCUCGUUCUAAUAUCUCUUCAGCUGCUCUUAUCCUCGCACCACUUCCUGCUGAUGCAAAAUCUGUUUUAAAUCGUGCUCGCCGUAAAAUAACUCCACCGAUACCCACAUCAAGUGAUUUUGAUAUUCCUGAUUUAUACCGGCAAACACUCAAUGGUAAACCAUUCGUAUGUACCGAUAGGUUUAUCAGAAACAAACGAAUGAUUUUAUUUGCGACUGAUCAACAACUUGAAACGUUGUUUUCAUCUGAAUGGAUUUUUCUCGAUGGGACAUUCGAUGCAUGUCCAUCGCAAUUUAAACAACUCUAUACAAUCCAUUCCUUGAAAUUCCAACAGAGAAAAUCUACCGAUGUAUAUCUACAAUUAUUUUCUGAGCUUGAAUGUCACGCUGAACGAUUAAAUCUCAAAUUUGAACCACAGCAUGUCAUGUCAGAUUUUGAAAUGUCUUUGAUCAAAGCCGUUAAACAAAAGUUUCCAAUGGCAACACAUCAUGGUUGUUACUUCCACUAUUGUCAAUCACUUUACAAACAAGUUCAACUACUCGGUCUAGGCACAGCAUAUUUUGAAGAUGAAAGUACACGUUUAUCUUGUCGAAGCACAAUGGCUCUAGCUCUUCUACCCAUCGAACUUAUAGAAGAUGCUGUACACCUUCUUGAAGAUGAUUCACUUUCAGAAAUGAAAGAUUUCUUUAAAUAUUUUAAAUAUCAAUGGUUAACGCGAGUGCCUCCAACAUACUGGAAUGUGUCAACCCUCGAGUUUCGUACUAACAACUUCGCCGAGGGUGAGCUUUUGUCUUUUCUUGAAAAGUGUGCAUCUCUCUUUUGUCACAUAGGUUGGCACAAUAAGUUCAACAACCAUGUCGGCAAAACUCAUCCGAACGUUUGGAGGCUGUUUGGAUGUUUACAACGUGAAGAGUUAUCAUUUCGACAACAAUUAGGAAAAAUUAAUUGUGCUAUGAAGAAGAAAAAACACGACACAGGCUGCUUUAUCCGAACACAAAUCGCAACUCUAACAGAACGUCAUGAAAAAAAACAAAUUACUCUAUUGGAAUUCAUUAAUGGCUUAUCAAUGAUCGUGGCUCAAAAGUCUACAAUUGCUCAUUAA